AGAACCAGCAUUGGCCAUUAAGGCUGUAUGGAACCUCCAUGGUCAGAGGUUGUAUAUCUCCGACUAGCAAUUUGCCAGAGAAGCAACAGCAGGAAUAGGGCUAUUGCCUUCAAGUCCUGCUUGGGGACUUUCCAGAAGCACCUGAAUGGCUAUUGUGGAAAGAGGAUGCUGGACUAGAUGGACCCGUGGCCUGAUCCAGCACAGCUAUUUUAUAUUAUUACAAAUGAACAGUGUAGUACAAGUGGGCAUGGGCUAGUGAAUCCUGCCUUAAAAGUGACCAGACAGCCAAUAAAUCAGUUAAUUAAUAUUAAAGGAAAUGUCAGUCCUCAAAAACCUGCCAAGAGGCCCCCUGUUUUAGAGGGGCAGGCACAGGAAAGGCACUCUGCACAUGCUCAGAAACACAGCCUUUCAUUGCUGCUUCCCCCUCUCCCAGAGCUAAGCUUUGGAAACAGAUUCUGGGCUCAAAGAAGAAUAAACAUGGCAGCGAUUUAGCCAGGAGCAGAGUUUUCAAAAGGAGGCAGACAGAGAGGAGAAAAAUGCCAGCCCCGGCCAGCGUUCCUUAGCUUUGCUCCUCGACUAGCCAGCCAUGGAGAAGGGAGACAGAUCUUGGGACAAAGGGACUGGCUUCGCCUCAAACUGACACGACUCUAACGCGUCAAAGACGAAAGGGGGGGGGACCUUUCACACAGAAGGAGGAGCAGCCCGCGUCUGCCACUCCAUCCCAUCCGGCAGGCACACUCCCAGCGACAGCACCAACCGGCUGCAACAUGGAUGGCGCUGCUGCCGAUGGUAUGGAAGAAGCGUCUCCUUCUUCCCCCAGUCCCUCCGAAGAAUUCCGCUCUGCUUGGACCAUGACCAAAGGGCUCUCCAUCUUCCUGGACAUACUGAGAAGAGCAGAUAAAAAUGAUGAUGGCAAACUGUCCUUUGAUGAAUUCAAAGCUUACUUUGCCGAUGGAAUCCUGAGCAGAGAAGAACUGCAGGAGCUGUUUCACGCUAUCGACACACACCAUACAGACAACCUUGACACUAAAGAACUGUUUGAAUAUUUUUCCCAGCACUUGGGAGAGUAUGUAAGUGUGCUGUCUGCUUUGGAAGACCUCAAUGCAUCCAUACUGAAGGCAAUGGACACCACAAAGAAAAAUUAUCAGGAGGCCUCUAAGCUGGAACAGUUUGUGACUCGCUUUUUGCUGAAAGAAACACUGAAUCAGCUACAGUCUCUCCAUAACUCACUGGAGUGUGCCAUGGAAACCACUGAGGAACAAACUCGUCAAGAUAAACAAGGAUCAGCAAAGCCAGAGGUCCUUGCAGUAAAGCAGCUGGGAAGACGUUCAAGUCGAAGACUCCAAAGGAACAGCAGUUUUUCUCCAGUCAGUCCUCUUCUUAACCAAGGGUGGCUGGAGGAAGAUAACCAGUGGAUGACCCAAAUAAACAGACUCCAGAAACUGAUUGACAAGCUGGAACAGAAGGAUCUAAAGCUUGAGCCACUAGAAGAAGAAGUAUCAGAAGGAAGCACUAAAUCUCACAUAAUGAUAGUUCAGCGUCAGAUGUCAGUAACAGAAGAGGAACUGGAGCAAUUCCGGUUUGCUCUGCAGCAGUAUGUGGACACAGCCUCUUCUCAGGAUGGAUGUCUGCAUGUUUCCAUUCAGAAACUGUCAAGUGAAUCCCGCUUCAUCAUUUAUGAAUUCUGGGAGAACAAUGCCUGCAACAGCCACCUGCAGAUGAACUACAGCAAGAUAUUCCAAAGGAAUCAUGUGGAUUGCCUAGAAACUCCAGAACACAUUACAACUAUGCUAGUGCCUGCUUCCUGGUGGGUCCUCAACAACAACUAGAAGCUUCACUAUAAUUCCCAAUUAAUGAUAUACACUCUACAUAAAACAGGCACCCAUAUAACUAUUAUAAAGCCUCUAAAGUUAACAGAUAAUGUUCCUUCAAUUUAAGAACAGAAUCGUGUUCAAGUUCUCUUUGUUGUUACUUUAUGGAAUUGUAUAAUGAUACGAACUGACCUUUUGUUUUGUAGGGCUCUGUUUGAUCUAUAUUGUUUUAUAGUAUGUUUUAACUAUUUGUAAGAUGUAUUGAGAAUUCAUUUUUAGACACGUGGCGUGCUUGCCCUGGAUGUUUGCUACCUUUGCUUACUAACAUGAUGUCCACUGAAGUCAGCCCAAUGCAGAUA
Messenger RNA from Rhineura floridana, 2170 nucleotides. It is a transcript of the gene NECAB1, whose product is annotated as N-terminal EF-hand calcium binding protein 1. The record is from RefSeq and is a predicted model, not a curated record. Bases 768 to 1829 code for a protein of 353 amino acids. Gene Ontology annotation, biological process: regulation of amyloid precursor protein biosynthetic process. Gene Ontology annotation, molecular function: calcium ion binding. Gene Ontology annotation, cellular component: cytoplasm. The transcript has 13 exons. NCBI's taxonomy places the organism in Eukaryota, Metazoa, Chordata, Lepidosauria, Squamata, Rhineuridae.